Molecule: messenger RNA, 3822 nt
Organism: Lytechinus variegatus (green sea urchin)
Lineage: Eukaryota; Metazoa; Echinodermata; Echinoidea; Temnopleuroida; Toxopneustidae
Product: mucin-3A-like
Exons: 4
Coding region: 1-3822 (1273 amino acids)
Source: RefSeq, a predicted model, not a curated record
AUGUCAGCAUCAAGUCUGGUUGUUUUGACAGUUUUAUCGAUAUUCGCCAUUGGAGAGGGAACUUGUCCUGGUGACAUGGAGUUAGUUUUAAACUCGUGUUACUCAUGGUAUCAUUCUCCUCUUAGUGCAGUAGAGGCAGAAGGAUACUGCCCUAAACAGACAGUACCAAGUACACUAGCAAUGUUUGCCUCUCAGCAAGAAGUCAGUCAGGUGUAUAACCACUUUUACAAUAAGUUUGUAACCCAAGCUGGACAGACGAUCACGGUGGCCAUUUGGGUUGCCAAUGCGUCUAUAGGAAUACCGUCUCUUGGUCUUGGUUGUACCAUCAUUGCCACAGGAGGCGUUCUGUUGGAUGAGCCAUGUAACAUACCACACGGUGUCCUGUGUGAAAUAGAGCUCGAUAUACCUUCAACAGAGCUCACUACAACUGAUCUAACGACAGAUUCACCUUCAACAGAGCUUGAUACAACUGAUCUAACGACAGAUUCACUUUCAACAGAGCAUGAUACAACUGAUCUAACGACAGAUUCACUUUCAACAGAGCUAGCUACAACUGAUCUAACGACACAUUUACCUUCAACAGGGCACGAUUCAACUGUUCCAACAAUAGAUUCACAAUCAACAGAGCUCGAUACAUCUGAUAUAACCACAUAUUUACCUUCAACAGUGCACGAUACAACAGAUCUAACGACAGAUUCACCUUCAACAGAGCUCGCUACAACUGAUCUAACGACACAUUUACCUUUAACAGAGCUCGCUACAACUGCUCUAACGACAGAUUUACCUUCAACAGAGCUCACUACAACUGAUCUAACGACAGAUUCACCUUCAACAGAGCUCGCUACAACUGAUCUAACGACAGAUUCACCUUCAACAGAGCUCGCUACAACUGAUCUAACGACAUAUUCACCUUCAACAGAGCUCGCUACAACUGAUCUAAAGACAGAUUCACCUUCAACAGAGCUCGCUACAACUGAUCUAACGACAGAUACACCUUCAACAGAGUUCGCUACAACUGAUCUAACGACAGAUUCACCUUCAACAGAGCUUGCUACAACUGAUCUAACGACAGAUUUACCUUCAACAGAGCUCGUUACAACUGAUCUAGCGACAGAUUCACCUUCAACAGAGCUCGCUACAACUGAUCUAACGACAGAUUCACCUUCAACAGAGCUCGCUACAACUGAUCUAACGACAGAUUCACCUUCAACAGAGCUCGCUACAACUGAUCUAACGACAGAUUUACCUUCAACAGAGCUCGCUACAACUGAUCUAACGACAGAUUCAUCUUCAACAGAGCUCGCUACAACUGAUCUAACGACAGAUUCACCUUCAACAGAGCUCGCUACAACUGAUCUAACGACAGAUUCACCUUCAACAGAGCUUGCUACAACUGAUCUAACGACAGAUUUACCUUCAACAGAGCUCGUUACAACUGAUCUAACGACAGAUUCACCUUCAACAGAGCUUGAUACAACUGAUCUAACGACAGAUUCACUUUCAACAGAGCAUGAUACAACUGAUCUAACGACAGAUUCACUUUCAACAGAGCUAGCUACAACUGAUCUAACGACAGAUUUACCUUCAUCAGAGCUUGUUACAACUGAUCUAACGACACAUUCACCUUCAACAGGGCACGAUUCAACUGUUCCAACAACAGAUUCACAAUCAACAGAGCUCGAUACAACUGCUCUAACGACAGAUUUACCUUCGACAGAGCUCACUACAACUGAUCUAACGACAGAUUCACCUUCAACAGAGCUCGCUACAACUGAUCUAACGACAGAUUCACCUUCAACAGAGCUCGCUACAACUGAUCUAACGACAGAUUCACCUUCAACAGAGCUCGCUACAACUGAUCUAACGACAGAUUCACCUUCAACAGAGCUCGCUACAACUGAUCUAACGACAGAUACACCUUCAACAGAGUUCGCUACAACUGAUCUAACGACAGAUUCACCUUCAACAGAGUUCGCUACAACUGAUCUAACGACAGAUUUACCUUCAACAGAGCUCACUACAACUGAUCUAACGACAGAUUCACCUUCAACAGAGCUCGCUACAACUGAUCUAACGACAGAUUUACCUUCAACAGAGCUCGCUACAACUGAUCUAACGACAGAUUCACCUUCAACAGAACAUGCUACAACUGAUCUAACGACAGAUUCACCUUCAACAGAGCUCGCUACAACUGAUCUAACGACAGAUUCACCUUCAACAGAGCUCGCUACAACUGAUCUAACGACAGAUUCACCUUCAACAGAGCUUGCUACAACUGAUCUAACGACAGAUUUACCUUCAACAGAGCUUGUUACAACUGAUCUAACGACAGAUUCAUCUUCAACAGAACAUGCUACAACUGAUCUAACGACAGAUUCCCCUUCAACAGAGCUUGGUACAACUGAUAUAACUACAGCUUCACCUUCAACAGAGCUCGCUACAACUGAUCUAACGACAGAUUCACCUUCAACAGAGCUUGCUUCAACUGAUCUAACGACAGAUUUACCCACUGAUAUAACUACAGCUUCACCUUCAACAGAGCUCGCUACAACUGAUCUAACGACAGAUUCACCUUCAACAGAGCUCGCUACAACUGAUCUAACGACAGAUUCACCUUCAACAGAGCUUGCUACAACUGAUCUAACGACAGAUUCACCUUCAACAGAGCUCGCUACAACUGAUCUAACGACAGAUUCACCUUCAACAGAGCUCGCUACAACUGAUCUAACGACAGAUUUACCUUCAACAGAGCUUGCUACAACUGAUCUAACGACAGAUUCUCCUUCAACAGAGCUCGUUACAACUGAUCUAACGACAAAUUCACCUUCAACAGAGCCCGCUACAACAGAUCUAACGACAGAUUCAUCUUCAACAGAACAUGCUACAACUGAUAUAACUACAGCUUCAUCUUCAACAGAGCUCGCUACAACUGAUCUGACGACAGAUUCACCUUCAACAGAGCUCGUUACAACUGAUCUAACGACAGAUUCACCUUCAACAGAGCUUGCUUCUACCGAUCUUUUGACAGAUUCACCUUCAACAGAGCUCGCUACUACCGAUUUACUGACUGGUUCACUUUCAACGGAGCUCACUACAACAGUUACUUAUCUAAAGACAGAUUCACCUUCAACAGAGCUCGGUACAACUGAUCAAACGACAGAUUCACCUUUAACAGAGCUCGCUACAACAGAUCUAACGACAGAUUCACCUUCAACAGAGCCCGUUACAACUGAUCUAAAGACAUUUCCCCCUUCAACAGUGCUUACUAUAACUGAUUUAAAGACAGCUUUACCUUCAACCAUGUCAACAGAGCUUGAUAUAACUGAUGUGCAAUCGUCUGCAGAAAGCACAACAUCUACUCCAGAUGUUUCAACAUCCCUUACAACUAUCAAUUUUUCAACAACCUAUGUUACGACUGCUCUCACGUCAGAAUCAUCUGCAACUGAAUUACGUACCUCACAUACACAAAAUCUAGGGACGACUGAUGUCACAUCACCGACUGAAAUCACAACAGUUGGUCCGGUCACAACUAUGACAAAAGAAAACAUCAACCAAAGCGACAUGGUCCAUACUUCCAAAUCAAUAACAGGAAAGUCAUAUGUGUUACUUGAUGUUAAUUAUUCUGUUUCAUCAAUCGAUGUUCUUUCUACUCAUGAAAUGAUUCAGACACGAAUCCGAUGUGCAGCAAAGUGCAGUGGAUUAUCCGAGUGUUAUGCUUUCACCUACUUCCAAAUAACUCAAGAAUGUUUGGUCGGAAGAAACGUGAGUUAUCAGAGCCUGCAUGGAACCAGUGGUAUUACGUACAGAAAAAUAGACCUGUAG